CACUGGAUGCAUCCAGGAACUUGGCCAAUUCUAACCCCUUGCCUGGAAAGUAACAAAAGCCUCCAAGCAAUGUCGUUCCCGUCUCACGGCAUCCUUGUAAUAAACAUGGCGAUACAUUGUAGCCUGCGCGAUUUGCACAAGUCCUUCCACAGUAUGGGUGUCGAAAUUGAAGCUCAUCAACGUAUCUUGGCCUUGUCUUACAGACCUGCAUCGAUGAGGCAUCAAAUUACUGCGAGCAGGACUGGAGGGCUCUCCUGAAUCACUCACCACACACAAGUCGUCCUCUUGUCGACGGAAAGGCCAGAGAUUGUUCAUGAUGACAGUGUAUGUGAUAGUCUCAGUUGCACGGUGGCGAGACGCCCCCUCGAUGGCGGUACUACACGCUCGGUCCACGUGUUACGCCGAUUUCUCGGUAAAGGACAUAUACCUUUCUUGAACUGCUGACAUCGAUCUGUGCAUGUAUCUAAAGUUCCCGGAUAAGAAGACCGCUAAAACACGAGGCCCGAACACGUUCGAAGCGCGCAGGACACUAGCUGUGCAUUAACUGGGCGUGUUAUAGGCCUAUAAAUUGCGUUGGUAGCAUGUGCUUAGAUAUAACUUGUACCUUCGCCCUGUCAUAAAUCAGACACAAGAAAUAUCUUAGAGUAUCAAAUGGCUGGAAAAUGUGAGUAUUGCCAUUCUCGACCGAAGUAUGUCGAAGGAGCAAAGGUGCACCCAUACUGCGGCAAAACCUGUGCCGCCAAAGCCAAGAACUCGUCCAGCACAGAUGACAACUGCGAAUUUUGUCAUGUAAAACCGAAAUGGGGAAGUCAUCGUUAUUGUGGAAAGACAUGUGCUAGAAAGGCUCACGCUUCUGGUGGAAUUAAAAACGCUGUGGAAGAUGGACCCGCGGCUUCAUUUGAUUCGAGCACGGCGUGUCUCAUGUGUAAGAAAGCCCCAAAACAAGGAAAACGUAACUUCUGCUCGAAGGAGUGUUCCACAUUGGCGCAGGACCAGGGACCGUUACUGUUGGAAGUACCAGAAGGCCACGUCACACACAAGAGUGUGGCAGAUCAACUGUAUGCUUCCUGGAAGCACACAGACCGUCCUUCUCCUAAAGUGAAGAAAAUAUACAAAAUAGUGGAAACAUCCCAGAUCAGAGCAAAUUACGAAACCUACAAGGCCAGUGUGGAACAACAAGGCAAAUUUCAGGCUUCAGGAAGGUCUGCAGGAAAUGAAUGUCGCCGCUGGCAUGGUGCUCGACGUAAUUGCGGUAUUGGGGAAUCUGGUCAGACACAGCUGUGUUCAGGACAAAAUUGUCCUGUUUGCAGCAUCAUCCGAACGUCGUUCGACUUGAAGUAUUCUGGAAACAACUUUGGUUGGCUGAGAUUUGGGUUGGGUAUCUAUACGUCAGCUACAUCCUCCAAGGCCGAUGAUUAUAUUCUUCCCAAGAUACCCCGAGCACCGGUUCGAGCCUUGCUCUUGAAUACCGUAGUUGUAGGCAAAGGAAAGAAGCUCACAGAUGAUGCGCGGGAUCUAACGGCCCCCCCUGCUGGUUAUGAUUCAAUUCUCGGCGAACCGAAACCAGGUAACCUUAACUGGGACGAAACCGUAGUAUAUUCCAAUGAUGCUAUAAGGCCUUCUUUCCUUGUUGUUUACGACGGGUAGAAACAUAGCGCCCAAUGUUCCCCACAGGGUCUCCUGUAGAAUACAUUUCACCCCUAACCCAUCAAAUGGAUGUAGUUGUGAGCACAAUGGGCCUUAACAAAUUGUAUCCAAGAUAACACCUCGUGUUCAUCCUCAUGUUAUGCUGUUAUUUAUCUCCUUCCAACUGUGAUUGCAAUAUCA
Molecule: messenger RNA, 1827 nt
Organism: Serpula lacrymans var. lacrymans S7.9
Lineage: Eukaryota; Fungi; Basidiomycota; Agaricomycetes; Boletales; Serpulaceae
Exons: 11
Coding region: 652-1647 (331 amino acids)
Molecular function (GO): NAD+ poly-ADP-ribosyltransferase activity
Source: RefSeq, a predicted model, not a curated record